Phascolarctos cinereus (koala) is the source of this 1705-nucleotide messenger RNA. RefSeq names its product C-C motif chemokine receptor 4 (gene CCR4). Gene Ontology annotation, molecular function: C-C chemokine binding; C-C chemokine receptor activity. The record is from RefSeq and is a predicted model, not a curated record. Gene Ontology annotation, biological process: G protein-coupled receptor signaling pathway; positive regulation of cytosolic calcium ion concentration; immune response. Lineage: Eukaryota; Metazoa; Chordata; Mammalia; Diprotodontia; Phascolarctidae. Gene Ontology annotation, cellular component: external side of plasma membrane; membrane.
UCAUAUUUAGCACCCAGCUUUCUGAGCAAGUUUAGCACCGACUGGGAAACCUGAAGCAACCUGGUCCUUGGAGCCAUAGUCAGAAGACAAGUUGAGUCUACCACAGAAGCGAUGGAAACCACUUUGGACUAUAGCAACUAUUACAUCUAUGACCUCCCCAGUCCCUGCAGCAAAGGGGGAGUGAGGGACUUUGGAAAACUCUUCUUGCCACCAUUAUAUUCCCUGGUGUUCCUAUUUGGUCUGCUGGGCAACUUCAUGGUGGUUUUGGUCCUACUCAAAUACAAGCGGCUUAAGUCUAUGACUGAUGUGUACCUGUUCAACCUCGCCAUCUCUGAUCUGCUCUUUGUUUUUUCCCUUCCUUUUUGGGUCUACUAUGUUGCUGACCAGUGGGUUUUUGGAACAGCCUUUUGCAAAAUCAUCUCCUACAUGUAUUUGGUUGGGUUUUACAGUGGCAUAUUCUUCAUUAUGCUCAUGAGUGUAGACAGGUACCUGGCAAUAGUGCAUGCUAUUUUUGCCUUGAGAGCCAGAACUCUGACCUAUGGGGUUAUUACGAGUCUAGUUAUAUGGCUGGUGGCCAUGUUAGCCUCACUUCCAGUCUUGUUAUUCAGCACAUCUUACACGGAGAAUAACACCACCUACUGCAAAGAGAAGUACCCUGGGAAUUCAACCACCUGGAAGGUUCUGAGCUCUCUAGAAAUCAACAUCUUAGGGCUCUUGAUUCCUCUUGGAAUCAUGCUCUUCUGUUACACCAUGAUCAUCAAGACCCUGCAUCGCUGCAAAAAUGACAAAAAAAACAAGGCAGUGAAGAUGAUCUUUGCAGUAAUGGUUGUGUUCCUGGUGUUCUGGAUUCCAUACAACAUUGUGCUCUUCUUGGAGAUCCUGGUAGAACUGGAAGUUUUCCAGGACUGCACCUUUGGCAUGCAGCUCGACUAUGCACUCCAGGCCACAGAGACCCUGGCUUUUAUUCAUUGCUGCCUCAAUCCAGUCAUCUACUUCUUCCUAGGGGAAAAGUUCCGAAAAUACAUCAAGCAACUCUUCAAAACCUGCAGGGGACCUUUAAGGUUCUGCAAAUACUGUAGUUUUCUCCAAGUUUAUGCUUCGGAAACACCCAGUUCAUCUCACACUCAGUCUACUAUGGAUCAUGAAAUCCAUGAUGCUUUGUAAACGACAGCAGACUCCCUUCCACCAGAGGAAAGAGGAACCGACACCCUUUGAGUAAUUGCAGGGCUCCCUAUUCAGGUUUUAGUCAAUAAAUGUUUGCCCAGAGUGUCAAUCUGUCCCUCACCCUGAAAUGGGCUUUUCUUCUUAUAAUGUGCAUAGUUCCCAGACCAAGCCAUUGUGCAUCUGGGCUAUGAAACCUUGCCUUGUUUCUGGUAUCCCAUAACAAGAAUAGCAUCUCGGGUGAUGAUUUUAAGAAACCCUAUCUGAGAAGAACAUCAACAAAGUGACAGAUAAUAAAGAUGGUGAUGCUAUUAAAAUGUAGCCUGAGAUGACUAGACAGCAAAAGGUUAUCAAGAUGGCAAAAAGAAAAAAAAAAGACCCAGAACAUUUGAGAUCGGUCAGGCUGUGGUUCUUCAUUUCCAGCCUCGUGUGUAAGAAGUCAACGGAGAGCAAAAGUUUCUGAUUGCUCUCUACCUACUACAGUAGAUUUGGGUUUUUUUGUUGUUUUUUUUUUUAAAUUCUGGACUGUUGGGGCAGCUAGGUG